This is a messenger RNA of Exophiala xenobiotica, 1438 nucleotides long. RefSeq names its product 26S proteasome regulatory subunit rpn11. Gene Ontology annotation, molecular function: proteasome binding; metallopeptidase activity; protein binding. The transcript has a single exon. Gene Ontology annotation, biological process: protein deubiquitination; proteasome-mediated ubiquitin-dependent protein catabolic process. Gene Ontology annotation, cellular component: proteasome regulatory particle, lid subcomplex. The coding region runs from base 220 to 1242 and encodes 340 amino acids. The record is from RefSeq and is a predicted model, not a curated record. Lineage: Eukaryota; Fungi; Ascomycota; Eurotiomycetes; Chaetothyriales; Herpotrichiellaceae.
CUGCGCUGCGCUGCAGUCGUCAAGAAAUCAAAUCACUGCAAGAGCACUCAUCAACCACUGUCACUCCUCAACUGCAGUCCUUCUGGCUCACCAGAUACUUGUCUUCUUUCCACACUCUAGCCGCUCGAUCAGACGAACCCAUCGGUCUCUUUGGCGCAGUACGCCACAAACCCUCAAUCCUCUUGCCAUCUCCGUCCUCCCUUCUCUCCAUAAUCUAGAAUGGACCGUUUCAACCGCAUGCUCGCAGCCGCCUCGGGCAUGGGAAUGCCUGGCGCCGCGCCCGGCCAGGACACCAACCUCGUCGACAACUCCGAGACUGUGUACAUUUCCUCGCUCGCCCUGCUCAAGAUGCUACGGCAUGGGCGCGCCGGUGUGCCGAUGGAGGUAAUGGGUCUUAUGUUGGGCGAAUUCGUCGAUGAUUUCACCGUACGGGUUGUCGAUGUCUUUGCCAUGCCGCAGUCAGGAACAUCGGUCUCUGUCGAAUCCGUCGACCCCGUCUUCCAGACCAAGAUGAUGGACAUGCUGCGCCAGACAGGGCGGCCAGAGACCGUCGUCGGCUGGUACCAUUCUCACCCGGGCUUUGGAUGCUGGCUCUCGAGCGUCGACAUCAACACGCAACAGUCUUUCGAGCAACUCACACCCCGCGCCGUCGCCGUCGUCGUAGACCCGAUACAGUCCGUCAAGGGCAAGGUCGUGAUCGAUGCCUUCCGGCUUAUCAAUCCGCAGACAAUGAUGAUGGGACAAGAGCCGCGCCAAACUACGUCGAACUUGGGACACCUCAACAAGCCAUCAAUUCAAGCGCUCAUUCACGGGUUGAACAGACAUUACUACAGCAUAGGCAUCCAAUAUCGCAAGACGGGGUUGGAAGAGAAUAUGUUGAUGAAUUUGCACAAGGAGCCGUGGACCGAGGGCCUGGAACUGCCUCAUAGCUUUGGUGGUGAGCGGAAACGGAAUGAGGAAGGUCUGAAACAGCUUGUUCAUCUUGCCGAGGGCUAUGAGCGCAGAGUCAGGGAAGAGAAUGAGUUGACGCCCGAGCAGCUGAAGACACGAUAUGUCGGCAAGGUAGAUCCGAAGAAGCACAUUGAGGACGUGGGCCAGCGGUUGAUCGAAGACAACAUUGUAGCUGUGUCGAGACAAGCCAUUGACAAGGAAGCCAGUGUAGCGAAAAAGGCACUCCAAGCAAACGGCCAUGGGCAGUCGAACGGUGGAGACGGUCUCAUGGAUGUGGACGAGGAGCUAUGAGUCAGGACGCGGAGGUGUCGACUGGGCUCAAAUGUGUAACUUGUAUCUACAGAUAUCAUGGCAUGCAUGGCGUUUGGCUGCAUAGAAGGGCUAACCACGGCUGGGAUCUGCCUGCAGAUAUUGCAUGGGCUGCACUGCACGCAAAGUAGUGAAUCCGAGAGGCAAAUACUUUGAAAAUACGUAUGUUCGGCAAACA